Bufo gargarizans (Asiatic toad) is the source of this 1215-nucleotide messenger RNA. RefSeq lists its product as uncharacterized. The record is from RefSeq and is a predicted model, not a curated record. Gene Ontology annotation, biological process: DNA integration. The coding region runs from base 209 to 1213 and encodes 334 amino acids. NCBI's taxonomy places the organism in Eukaryota, Metazoa, Chordata, Amphibia, Anura, Bufonidae. Gene Ontology annotation, molecular function: nucleic acid binding; RNA-DNA hybrid ribonuclease activity. The transcript has 2 exons.
AGGGUUACCAAAUGUUACUGAAACACCAUUAACUAAUCCUGAUGCUGAGUAUUUUGUAGAUGGCUCCAGAUGGUGGAAUGACGAACAAGGACACUUUGUCACCGGGUAUGCGGUAAUCCAGGAUGGUAAGGUAAUCAUACAAAAACCACUCCCAUCUUGUGCGUCUGCACAGGAGGCGGAGUUGAAGGCACUCACUGACGCAUGUACAAUGGGUAAGGGACUGAGAAUAAAUUGUUACACUGAUUCCAGGUAUUCUUUCGGGGUAGCACAUGAUUUUAGUGUUAUCUGGAAAACUAGGGGAUUUCUGACUUCAUUGGGCAAACCAAUUAAAAAUUCAGAAGCAGUACAGAGCCUCAUAGAGGCCCUAGAGCUGCCCACAGAGGUAGCCAUUGUUAAAGUGCCAGCCCAUGUGAAGCAAGAUGAUCCGCUAGCUGUGGGAAAUGCUCAAGCAGACCAAGCAGCCAAACAAGCAGCCGGUCUGCCGCUCCUGACAUUGUUUUUUCCAACUAUGCCAGAUUUGUCGCUCUUGCAGGAAUUACAGGCCCAGAUAACGCCUCAAGACAAAAAGGUAUGGAUGGAGGCGGGGGCUACGAAGACAGGAGAGCUCUGGCAGGUAAAUGGCAGAACAUGUUUGCCUCGGAGUUUGUAUCCGAUGAUGGCCAAUUUAGCACAUGGCCCUACUCAUUUGUCGAAAGGAGCUAUGAGCGCACUAGUGUUAGAACAUUGGUUUGCACCUGGAAUUCAGACCCUCUUUGAAAAGUUUGUUCAGGGUUGUCUUACAUAUGCCAGACAUAACCCUGGGAGGUUUGUAAAGACCCCCAAGAAACACACUCCCAAACCCUUGUACCCGUUUCAAAGAGUGCAGGUGGAUUACAUUCAGCUACCCAAGGUGAGCACAUAUGAGUAUGUCCUUGUAGCCAUUGAUGUAUUCUCAGGCUGGCCAGAAGCUUGGCCAGUAACUACAGCUACAGCCAAAAAUACUGCUAAGAAAAUAUUGUCAGAGGUAGUCUGCAGAUAUGGGAUUCCAGAGGUGAUAGAGUCAGACAGAGGUACCCACUUCACUGGGGAGAUAAUGGGACACAUACUGACGAUCCUAGGGAUCACACAAGCUCUACACUCUCAACAGUAUGGAGUCACUAUAGUGGUGGUUCAAGAUGGAAUCACUAAUGUGGUACGGUUAUUGCUUUAUUACUUUCUGUUCUGUAUUAAGUAGCU